GUCUAAUAUUAUAAUUGUCUGUACUUUAGGAACCACAUAUUUGAAUAGUAAAUAAAUAAUACAUUACAUAAUUAUUUAUUAUUGAUAAGACGGUGUUUGAAAUUUUAAAAAUCGAACAUGUCCCUGUACGAAUGCGAUGCGAAACAACUACAAUUAAAUAGUUGUAGAUUUUUAUAGAUCUAGUAGACGAUCAUCUUCUUGAUGGGACUGUACACAAUGUUAUACGAUGACAAUAAUUAUUAUAAUAUUAGGCAUGAGAAAACCAUCGUUUGACCGAAGCAAAACAGUUGAUGACCAAUUCGGGCUCGAGCCGGCCUAAAAUCUGAAUCCUGCAUUUUCCGUCAGUCUAUUAAUAGUCGAUCCAGGCAGCUCUUGUGUUUUGCAGCGACGUCGAUUUACAAUUCGCCGAUUCGGGACUCCUUCGCAAUGGCGACUUUAUUGGGUAUCCAAUUAAUUAUUACAAUGAUCGCCAUUAAUCUAAUUCAUCGUCUCAGUCCAAUCUAUUCAUUUGCUCGAUGGACACUAUGUUCCACAGGACUUGUUCGUUACUUACACCCUACAGAUAAAGAGCUUAGACAGUUAUCAGGGCUAAAGAAAAAAGAUUCAAAAUUAAGUAAACGACCUAUGCAUGCUCAAAAUGAUAAUAUUGAUGUAUUUCAGAUACCCAAAAAUUUAGAUAUUGAAUUAGAAAAUCAACCUAUUCAAGAACAUGAAAUAUAUCAGCUCAGAUAUUUUAUGGAAUAUCAAUGGCUGGUGAAUUUCUCUUUAUAUGCAGCUUUAGUAUAUUUAAGUACUGAAAUAUACUCUUACUAUUCACCAAUCGAUAAUGAAAUUAAUCUUAGUAUGCUAUGGUGUUCAAUCGUCAUUGUUUUCGCGUUCAAAAUUCUUAUGUCUCUGACUUUAGAAUACUUUCGUGGUGGUUUUGAAUCAUCGGGUGAACGUUCGACUGUAAUAGUUGCAGCUUGUGUUCAUUUAGUGAUUGCUAUGAUUAUUUUAGUCAUAGAUGAGUCCAAACUUGAUGUUCGAUUGGAUACUGCUUACAGAAGCUUUAAUGAAACUUCAACAGCAUUUUUAAACAAUCAUGGCUUAUCUUCUCAGGGACCUGCAUCAAAGUUAAUAGUAAAAUUUUUCCUAGCUUUAUGGUGUGCAGUUACAGGGGCCAUGUUUGUAUUUCCUGGAAUACGUACAGCUAAAAUGCAUUGGGAUUGUCUUAGAUACUACGAAUGCAAUGAGCUACAUGGCAAAUAUUUUUCAUAUAGUUCAAAUUUCAUCAAAGGUUUUUUGAAUUUUAGUUUAAUAACUCAUUUUUUGCUCGUUUUACUUUGGGUUAAACCAAUAGCAGUGGAUUUAUUAACUGCAAAAAAUCUUUCCGGAUUAAAUAAACCAUUAAUGACAUUAGAACAGUUUGAGAGCUUAAGAUGUUGGAUGGUAGUUUUAGUGGUUUUUCAAAGACUUUGUCUGAUGCCUACGUUUAUGCAAGCUUAUCUUAAUAUGGCUCAUGAGCGUUUGGAGCAACAAAAAAAAGAAGCCGGAAGAAUUACCAAUAAAGACUUACAAAAACAAGUUUCUGUGAUUUUUUACUACACGUGUGUUGUGGUGCUACAAUAUGUUAUACCACUCGUGAUGAUGUUAUUCUUCAUAUUCUUUUAUAAAACAUUAGGCAAUUUCAGUUGGGUUCAAAUUAUUGCGAACUCUUCUCCGGCAAUAGAUAAUAAUAGUGAUCAGAAUUCAUUGCUUGAAGCUAACCAAGCAUAUUUUUCUAUUCAGUCUUUAAAACAAGUAUUAACAGCAGAUGUCUACCGAGGAAUAUUUGGCUUUGCUACUUGGUGGAUAUGUUUUUCAUGGUUUCUAUCACUGUCAGUUGGUGUAUUCUAUCAAUCUUACUUAUCGCCUAAGUAAUUACUUGAUUAAAAGUGUCUUUGUUUUUAAACAUGUAAAUACAAUUCCUAAACAUAAUUUUUGUAAGAAAACAAAAAGGUGAUUUUAAUUGUUUAACACUAGACAUAUGAAAAGUUUAAA
Myzus persicae (green peach aphid) is the source of this 2019-nucleotide messenger RNA. It is a transcript of the gene emei, whose product is annotated as transmembrane protein 161B. Lineage: Eukaryota; Metazoa; Arthropoda; Insecta; Hemiptera; Aphididae. Bases 427 to 1899 code for a protein of 490 amino acids. The transcript is spliced from 11 exons. The record is from RefSeq and is a predicted model, not a curated record.